UGAUUACCUCCUCUCGUCAUGGACGCCUUGCAGUCGCAACAUGUGGGCGCCAUCGGUCAGGAAGCACAGGACAUGUAUCGCACCCUGGUCUUCGACACGGCUCUCAGCACCCUGCUUGCAGUGACCGUGUACGUGGCGCUCAAAGUCGGCUUGGACGGCAUUCGCCAGUGGCGCGCCCGGAUCUCGGUGCUCAUCGUGGGCUCCGGACCCGUGGGUCUGACCGCCGCACUGGUCGCUGUCCGCUCGGGUAAGGUGCUGAAGCUGACCGUACUGGACGAGCGCUACCGGAGCGCACUGCUGUGCCGGCCCCAGCAGAUCGCCCUGGACCCACGCAGCGUCAAGUUCCUGUUGGGACUCGGCGUUGACUUUGACAACAUGGAGGGUUGCUGGCACAACGAGCACUUCUUCACCAGGAUAGGCGUGUUCCAGGAGUACCUGCUCAGCAUCCUGGAGCAGAAGAAGCAGAAAGUGGAUGUCAAGGUGCAGCUCGGCACUAAGUUCACAGAAGAGUACCUGCGCCGGAUUCCUCAUGGUGAGUGGCCACGUGUAAUCGUAGUGGCCGACGGCUCUUGUGGUGACUCUUGCUCAGUGCUAGGUCUCAGCUCCGAUUACACCGUGGAGUCUUGCCACGCCUAUGGAGCCAACGCCAGCAUUGAGAGGUUGGACCAGAGACAGGUGCCCACACCCGAGAUACGCGCCCACAGACUGUAUUUCGACCUGUCAGCCUAUGGUGUGGAAGCCCUGAGGGAGCACCGGAACGCCACAACCAAAUCGGGCUUCCACUUGAAGAUCUACGGCACCUUCAGGAACCGCUACAUGGCCCUUGUUUGCCCUGCCUCCGACACCAAGAUGGUCCGUUUCCUCAGGCACACUGCCAACUCUUCUGUCAUGAAGAAUAUUUUCCAUCAGUCCUUCAACGCCUACAAGACGGACAUUGAACCCAGACUCAACGACGUGACGCUCUACCACAUGCAGUGCAGUCGCCGCCUGUUUGAGAUCCAGCUGUCGCACAGACGUGUCAGCGCCGCCUACAUCGAGGGGGACAAUGUCGCCGUCACGGUGGAAGGGGAGGCGGCCCGCGUCCUCAACUAUGACACAGGCUGCGGGGUGAAUCUCGGCCUGCGAGGUCUCGAGUCAAUGGGGACAUUCAUCUACCGUACAGCCACCGCCGCUGACCAGAACGACAUUCUAGAAGCGCUCUCAGCUAAGAUGCUGCACUCCAGAAAAAUGGCGGAGACUUUCAAGCAGUCAGGCCUGAGUGAGUCAAUGUAUGCCUGACGGUGACACAGGCAGAGCAGUUAGACACUGGGGCCCCCUAGUGGUCAUGGAAAGAGAAGGUAAUGAUGCUGACUUUUUCACAGUUAAAACCCUCAACACUGUAUAUACGUAUAGUUCUGAUUAUGAUUUACUGAUGUCUUUGCUGGAGUAACUCAUUUUUUAUGCGCUUGUCCUUUUUCUCAUGGAAGAAUGAUGACAAUAGGACUGCAUUAAAAAAACAUCAAGGAUUAUAUUAUUAUUAGUCUGAAUAGUCCUGUUAGGUGUGGCUGAAGAUGCCAUAUAAUGUAACAAAAUUUCAGGAAUAAACACAAACAAAUGCCAACAUUUGCUUAAUCUGCAUUAAUAUAUUCCUGCAUAUUUUCAAAUAAUAAUAAUAAUAUAAUAAUAUUAUUAACAAUACACCAUAUUUACUGGAGGUAGCAGAGACGAGGAUGCUGAGGUUCUCAUUGGGAGUGACCAGGAUGAAAAAAAAUCUGAAAAAUAUAUUUAAAAAAAUUACAUGAAUAAAUAAAAACAAGUAAACAUAGGGUCCUGUUCCUUCUGAUCUCUUCCUCAAACUCAACAGCCACUACUGUACACUAGUUUUUUUUAGCAUUGCUGCCCUCUAGUGGUGUACAGUACUAGUACACCUACAAUGUAAUUAAUUUCACUAAAAUAAAGAUCAAAUAUCUAUUUAUUUUCACAGUAUUAUAAUUAAAAUCAAAAUGUAAUAAAAAGUGUUAUCGGUUAAAAAUUUAAGUAAUUAAUUAAAUGAAGGGCAUAUUAUAUUAAUGGAAGUACAGUUAAUUUUAUAGCAUCGCUGCCACCUAGUGGCGGACUUUUCUGGAGUCACAUAACGGCUAACCUCAUCGGACCCUACUCGAAAAAGUUCUAUGAAUUUAUUAUUAUUUUACCAUAUGUCAGCUUUUUUUUACGGUAACUUUGUAUUUUCAGUAGUCAUAACCACGACUGCCUCUAGAGGGCGACAAACCUUUGGCAGCUCAUACUGAAUGUUUGUAAACAGCAUUUGCUGCAGCAAAGGUGCCUUGCAUAACAAAAUGAAUUGAUAUAUUGAUGUAUAGAAGGAUUGGUGGUAUUAGUACAGGAUUUAAAAGGUAUUUACAAAGUAUCCAGUGCUUUUCCAAUGUUCAGCCUCAAUAUGCAGGUAGCACAAUGCAAUGCAAAGACAGAAUGUAAAGCUUCCUCAUCCAAAGCCAUUUGCAGUGUCUAAUUAAAAGGGUUCAUCCGCCAGUAUUGCCCUCCAAGGUCAAACAGCGUGGACCUUUGAACCGGCCGCUGCUGUACUACAAGGCCUUUCAUUAGAUUAGACGCAAUAAUGAGAAAAUCUUUUAUCUUUGCAUAUAAUUAAAGCGGGGAUGAAGGACAAUUUAAUCAAUGAUGUGGAAUGACAAGUUCGUAAAUGAAUUAGACUUGCCAAUGGGGACCCAGUCUGGGAUCAAUGAGAAAUGUUAAGCACAGUCUUGUAGAGCCCUUAAAGGCAGCACACAUUAAUAUGUUAUUAAUAUGUUACACAGCAUGACAUCAUUUAACUUAUUUAUGUCUGACAAUAAUACUCUGGGACAGUUUAACAAGAGGUAGAAUAUUUCACACAUAUUUUCAACCCCAGCGAGAAAUAAAUGUUGAUAUUUAAUCUGGCCACAAGGGGUCAGUGUUUGCCUACAGAAAAGCUUCCCCAAUACAUUAUACCGCAUUAUAAAUAUACUGUAUAUGUAAUAUGAAAUUUCAUUAUUGAAGUAUUAAUUUUUCAUUUCAAUUAACAAAACAUUAUAAAUAUUUGUCUUUGAACAUGUUUAUACAUUGUUUACUAGCUUCAAAUAUUUUCUUUUUUUUAACCUUUUCACUUUUCAUGCAGUACCCCUUUAUUGAUAUUUAUUAUGCCCUUUUUGCCAUUUAUAAAAAUAAAAUAUAGAAGUUUAUUAAGAUGGCAGUGUUGGAGAACAAAAUAGAUAAAGUGCAGUGGCAUUGUGAAGUUGCCAAACAAUACACUGGUACCAUCUGUUGAACUUGAGUAGGCCGUGUAAUUAUUAAUUACUUACAAAUUCUUCAUAUGAUUUAUUUAUAAUCCAUUUAUAAAUGAUUUUUUUAAGGUACAUGUACCGGAUUUUUAAAAUUUCU
Molecule: messenger RNA, 3393 nt
Organism: Doryrhamphus excisus (bluestripe pipefish)
Lineage: Eukaryota; Metazoa; Chordata; Actinopteri; Syngnathiformes; Syngnathidae
Source: RefSeq, a predicted model, not a curated record